ACAUUUCAGUACGUGAAGUUACAGAUACACUAUUCCGCCAGUGAGCACAUGCUGAGUUCGUAGGAUAUCCUUGCAUCUUAAAACUUUCUUAAACGCUAUCUAUAUUAUUUCCUCAGCGAUACUGCUGUGCUCGUCUGUGGCCAUAGUGAUAGGGGAGUGCCUUUUGGUGGAGGCACUCAUCUUAUUGGCCAAUGACCCUUGGUUACCAGCACAAACUCCACAACAGAAGACACAUGAGAGGCUGAGAGAUUUUGUUCAGUGGAACACUGGAAUAUCGGUAGCCAGCACAGUCGGUCAUUAAAAGAUAUGCCAUGGACUGUAAGUUGACAGCUCAUGAUUGGUAGACAAGUUCCAAUUCAAGAAGAGCGGGAAAAUAUCAUUUCAAGUAACAGUUCGACAUUUUAAACAGUUUCUCCGAGAAAUUGAUGUUUGCUAACGUUACUCUUACUGGACACCCAAAAGCCAACCUCACCGACCACCUAUGGAUGGAGAGGAGGGUCAGAAGCAUUCCUUUGCUGCUGAGCAGAUUCUGGAUGAAUAUUUAAUCACGCUCCAGCACAAAAACAGUCUCCUGUGUGUGUGCUGUUGCCUCAGGGUGUCAAAGAGAUUGAGGACCAAGGACCCCAAACAGAUUGAAUUGGAGAGGCUGGAGCAGGGCUUCUCAAUCUACCUCAACGGAGCCAACGCUGAGAGGCCCGACAACAAAGGCACUCCACCCCGCAGGAGGUCGCCUCAUACGCUUACAGCCUCCCCUCCAGCUGCACACAGAACUACACACACAGCAGAAUCUUCUAGAUGCAGUGAUACAGAGAAGGAGCUGAAGAGAAGCCAUACCGCACCAGGCAAAGUGCAGAGAAGAGAAUGGGUGCAGAACUCCGUCCACAUACGGACCGAGGAAGGUACCAGCCUGAAGCUACAACCAGAGCCACGCUACUCUGCUGACUUUGAGCCCUACGAAAGCAUCAGUAUGGAGGGUGCAGGUGACAGCUGUAAAGUGUCUCGGGCGUUGGGGAGCAGAUCUGAGUCGUGUUUGACCCAAGCCGAGCCGGACCACAGUGAGCGCGUCCUUCUCAACAUGGACCAGGUCAAGGUCCUGCGGCGCAGCCUGGAGAUGAGUGUUCGCCGCAGUAGUCGUGGUUCGGCUGGAGAAGACUCGGAGGACGAGUGGGUGGAAGAACAGAUCGAGCGGGACGAGAGCAGCGAGAGCCUGGAGGAGUUGGGUCUCUCCUCCCGCCCCAAAUACACAAACCAGCCAAUCAACAGCCAGCUGCGGCCCGCUGACCUCAUUGUGCUGGACUUUGGCCCCUCCACUAAUGCAGGUCGUAAAGUGGAACGCUCUUUGUCGGCGAAGAGAAAAGAGAAUGUAGAGGCCUAUAUCCCUACCAAGCCAGUCCUGGUGAAGAAACCUCCAGAAAGACUAGCAUCAAGAACCAGCACUCCCACGUCACGUCCUGGCAGUCGUAUAGAGCGCCCCCUGUCUGCAGCCCGCAAGCCACUGCAGGAGAACAGAGAUCCUGAGGAGACAGUGAGCCGUGUGUUCCAGGCCCUCCAGAGGGAAAACACACCUUUAUCCACACACACUCAACCCCCCGAGUCCAGGUCACACACACUCUCACCAGACCGCCGACAGCACACACCUGAGUCAAGGUCUCCUGCACACACACCAGAGCCCAGCUCACCUGCUCACACACCCAUACCCAAAUCACCCUCACCCUCCCCCAUCACCAGAUCUCCAGCACACACUCCUGUGCCCAGAUCUCCUGCACACACUCCUGUGCCCAGAGCUCCCACACACACGCCCAAGUCCAGGACUCUCAGCCCACAGCAGGCUGAGCACAGACUCUUCAGCCGGAACCCUGUCAAGGGUCAUCUGAAGAACGGAUUGGGUGGCACUGGUGAUGAAGAUGAGGAUGAAGAAGAUGAUGCAAGUCGGGUGACCAGAGCCAUGCAGAGGAUAACACUGAUGGGUGCCAGUCAACAGAAAAAGCUGUUGAAAGCUCUGGAGCGCAUCGAGUCUGAAUCCCAACUGGAGUGUCCUCCUAAACUCAAGAGUCAAAGCAGCGUGAGCAGCAGUCCAAGGAGCCAAGCGUCUGCCGAGGUCACACCGACUCUGUACGUAACCAUGGAGAUCCUGUCCAACUGGGGGAAUGAUUGGCAUGUGGGACUCACAGAGAUGCAGUUCUUCUGUGGGAAGAACCGGAAGAUCUUCGUGUCGCCCCACGACCUGGACAUCCGGAACGCGCAAGAGCCAGGGAACCUGGGAGCACUGGUUAAUGGGAAAACAAAGACCACUAAGGAGCGGAACAUGUGGGUGUGUGCAUUUCCUCCACCAGUUCAGCUUUACUUCAUCCUGAGGAACACUGAGCGCACUCAAGACUUCACCCUCUCACACAUCAAGAUCUGGAACUACAACAGAAGCCUCAAUGAUCUGGACAUAGGUGCUCGUCAUGUGAAGCUGUAUGUAAACAGCACGCUGGUCUUUGAGGGAGAGCUGCAGAAGGGUUGUGGAAACUCCGUGUUUGACUACAGCACCGGCAUCGACCUGCAAGAACUACUGCUCCCAGACUGCAACACUCCCAGCCCCGUCACAUCCUCACACAGCCUGAGGGGCUGCAGCCCACAGAGCCAUGACAUCCAGACCGACCAGGACGUCAGCACCCACAGCAGCCAACCAGAAGCCCAGAUAGAGCCAAGUAAGCAGGCACUGCCAGAGCCCAAGGCAGCAGCCAUGCAGAAGGACUCGCUGGAGCUCGAGACCCACCCUCUGGACACCGACUCACCCACGCCAGGCCUGUCGGAGGACGGGGAGCACACAGUGACCACACAGCCCUCCGGCCGGACUCCUGAUUGGCUCAAUCCCUCGAGCAGGGCGGGCCCCGAGGCCUCUGAGGCGGGGCCUGAGCGAGAACGGGAGCGGCCCCUGUGGCUGGCGCGUCCCGAGGCCAAAAGCGCCUCGGUGCUGCCGGAUCUGGCGUGCCACCCGGGCCGGGUGUGCCGGGGUGCGGCUCAGAGGUCCGCUCCCGGCAGGCCGCAGAGGCUCUUGAGCUCCGAGUUCAGCGCCGACUCCCUGGACCUGGACCCGGGGCUGAGCCUGGAUGUACGGCCAGAACGGGACCGGGAAAGGGGUCGGGCGGAUCGGGAUCUGGGGUCGGACCUGCUGAAUGACUUCAGUGAGCGGGCGGAGCGACCGGUCAGUGGGAGGAGAGGAUCGUCACGGGGAGGAACCCGAGCGCUCAGUCAGAACUCAGACCUGACCAGUAGCGCCAGUAGCACAGGCUUGGGUCCGGUCACUGCGGCGAGCCGCAGGCAGCGCUCCCACUGGCACAGCGAGCAGGAGGACUCGCUCAUGGAGUCCUGGGACUCGCUCACCAAGUUCAACCAGAGCCAGCGCGGGCGCAUCUCCAACAUGGCCUACGAGGGCGACAUCUUCGACGAGUUCCUGCAGCGCCAGAACGCCCACGCCCUGCCCCGCCCCGCCUCGCUGGACUUCCCGCCGGCCCCGACGCCCGACGAGCUGGAGGACGACCCCCCCGACCUCCGGGACGAGGAGGACUUCGAGAUCCCCGUGCUCCCCCAAGGCCAGACGCUGGUCGUCAGCAUCCUGUCGACGUGGGGCGACCGCCACUACGUGGGCCUCAACGGCCUGGAGGUGUUCAGCGCCACCGGCGAGCCCGUCAAGCCCGUGCUCGUCAGCGCCAACCCGCCCGACAUCAACAUCCUGCCGGCGUACGGCAAGGACCCGCGAGUGAUCACCAACCUGAUCGACGGCAUGAACCGCACGCAGGACGACAUGCACCUGUGGCUGGCCCCCUUCACGCCGGGCCGGCAGCACGUCAUCGAGCUGGAGCUGGGCCGUGUGCACCGGCUGGCCAUGGUGCGCGUCUGGAACUACAACAAGUCCCGCAUCCACUCAUUCCGAGGGGCCCGGGAGGUGGAGAUGAGCCUGGACGGCAGGUGCAUCUUCAGGGGAGAGAUCGCCAAGGCCUCAGGCACUCUGUCUGGAGGACUAGACCAGUUUGGAGAUACCAUCUUGUUUACCACGGACGAUGCCAUCCUGGAGGCCAUGUCCCGCUUCGACGAGACGUUUGUGGAGCGGGGGGAGGAGACGGGGCCUGGGGAGGUGGAGGAGGUGCUUCAGAGGCCGCGAACAGCAGACGGGGAGGGAGAGGAGAGGCCCUUCACCCAAGCAGGCUUCAGAGAGGACGAGCAACCGCUGGAUCUGCGGGUGAGCCCACGUUCUGACAGCUCUCCAGAUAUCCCACACACUCCAGGGGUGUACACAGGAAACGUGCUGAAGCUGACCCUGAGUGAGACGUGGGGGGACGUGCACUACCUGGGCCUGACGGGGUUAGAGGCGGUGGGCCAGGAGGGCCAGAGCAUCCCCCUGGACAUCACCAUGCUGGACGCCUCGCCACGCGACCUCAACGACCUGCCCGACCACAGCAACGACCUUCGCACCCUGGACAAGUUGAUUGACGGGCAGAACAUCACUAUGGAAGAUGAGCACAUGUGGCUGAUCCCCUUCAGCUCCGACGCUGAGCACCGGCUCACCAUCCAGCUGCCCACGGAGCACACACUCACCGGUCUCAGGGUGUGGAACUACAACAAGUCACCGGAGGACACCUACAGAGGGGUGAAGGUGAUGCAUGUUGCCGUGGACGACGUGCCGAUCUCUCCCCCUGAGGGCUUCUUGGUGCGGAAAGGUCCGGGCCACUGCCACUUCGACUUCGCCCAGGAGAUCCUGUUCAUCGACUACCUGCAGGCCACAGACAGUGGCUCCCAAACGCACAGUGGGAGCUCGUGUCAGAGGGAAGAGGCCAGUAUGGAUUAUGAAGCUCCACUCAUGCCCUGUGGAUUCAUAUUUCAGCUGCAGCUCUUGACCUCUUGGGGUGACCCCUACUACAUCGGCCUGAAUGGCAUUGAGCUGUACGACCACAACGACAAGAAAAUCUCCCUCAGUGAUAACAACAUCGCAGCGUUCCCAGACAGCGUGAAUGUGCUGGACAGUGUGAGUGGAGACGUGCGCACACCUGAUAAACUGGUGGACGGAGUAAAUAACACACAUGAUGGCCGGCACAUGUGGCUUGCUCCGGUACUCCCUGGGCUGGUGAAUCGGGUGUAUGUGAUCUUUGACCAGCCCAUGACCGUGUCCAUGAUCAAGCUGUGGAAUUAUUCAAAAACACCGCAGAGAGGGGUCAAGGAGUUUGGGCUGCUUGUGGAUGACCUGCUGGUGUAUAAUGGCAUCCUUGACUGCGUGAGCAUCGUGAGGGGGAUCCUGCCCACGUGUGACCCGGUGGUGCCCUACCACACCAUCCUCUUCACCAACAACACACACAUCGCUCAGAGGGAGAAGAACACCGUCAUCAGCUCUCAAAAGAGCAAGCAUCGUAAGCACAACCACGUGGAGGACCAGGAUGUGAAGAUGACCAAUGAAAAUCAGAUAGUCCAUCAACACAGACGAAAACAGAACGCCGACCCAGCCCUUCGUCCUAAAACAUGUAUGACAGACACGGGAAAGCUGGGCAAGAGAAGAUACUAAUGGAGCAGAAGUGGAAUGGAGGGGUUCGAGAGGGAGCUGACAACGGACAAGAUGCUACUUAACAGGUGUCAUAUUUGUUAGACGUGUGGCUCACUUGAGCUCAAGCACAUCCCCACUACCUGUGCUCACGGGCUGAGCCCUCACAAACUGCUGUGCCUUUCAGGAAACAGCCAAACACAAGGUAAUAAUAGCCACUGGAAACCUUCUGAAGCUAUUUAAGGCUUAUGUCAUCCUGCUCUGAUGACCUAUUUUGGCACAGAAAUCCUUGCACAAAGGUGUGUUUUUGAGUGGAAAACACACAUUCAGGGACAUUUAUUAAUGCUCAUCUCCAGAAAUAUUCAGACAGCGCAAAGCAAGCUUUUAAGAUGGGCCAGAUUUUUACCAUGUCUCACUCCCUCCCUCUCUCUCUAAUGCUGCUGUAUCUACAUGUAGGAUACAUGUGUAUAUACUUGUGUAUAUAUGCUUAAUAAUUAGUUGUCCAGGUGAUUUUAAUGGGAUUGUGUUGUUUGUCUGUAUUCCCAAGAGCAGGUAAGGUUCCCUAUCUAAGUGCCCUUCUCCGCACUGUACAUCUGCACGCUUUGAGUCAGUUCAUUAAACAAAAUGUCUGGUUUUGAAAAAUAUAUGAGCCAGCUUCACCCCAAUUAAUGUGAAAUGUGUAAAUGCAUAUACAAUUGUGCCGUUAUUGCCAAUAGAUAUAUUGAUAAGGGCACACAAAAAGACAAUGUGUAGAAUGUGUUGCUGUGUGUGGCAUUUGUGGCACAGCAUUACUCACCUUGCAAUGUAGAAAUGCUAGUGGCGAGAAGUUUGUACUGUAUAUACACUAUACAUUAUAUGCAAGCACUGGAUAUAUACCUCAAAAUUUGUUCAAAGUUUAAGCGAUAGUUUAUUCAAAUGUUUAGCUGCGUUUCAGUGUCAUUCAGUUCUCAGAAUGGACUAUCUUUGUGAAUGUGUG
Messenger RNA from Clupea harengus (Atlantic herring), 6491 nucleotides. RefSeq names its product katanin interacting protein (gene katnip). The record is from RefSeq and is a predicted model, not a curated record. Lineage: Eukaryota; Metazoa; Chordata; Actinopteri; Clupeiformes; Clupeidae.